GUUUCAACUGUCACAGUAAAAUCAGCUUUAGUCAUGGAGGAAGGAGGAAAUCGGGACAAACCAGCUUGUCACAUGACUGAAGAGCAUUUAUUACGCCACAGUUUCCACUAUAAUGUGCUCUGUGGGUCCAGUCAACUGUGUGGGAGUGACUAAAGUUACCUUGGAGUGUCAGCGGACUGGUUGAGAGGAGCAGGACUUCGGACAGAGUAGGAGAAUGUGAACUGGCAACUUGUCAAUGAGUUUAUAGACUGUGUGUGGGUGUGUGUGUGUGUGUGUGUGUGUGUUGACAUGUGUGUACCCUCAGCAGUUCCACUGCCUGCUCUGUAGCGCUCCUCCUCAGCAGAAAGCGAUCAAUGGAUUUCCGCCAACUGUGCUCGUUUGAAACGUUCCUGCAGGUCUCCGACCAGUACGGUUAUGGUGGGAGGCUGGAAGACGUGGUCGAGCAGGAGUUCGCUCGGAUCAAAGGAACCACCUACCUGGAUCAUGCAGGAGCCACCCUGUACCCCGAGUACCUGCUCAGGAACUAUGGCCUGGAUUUAUCAAGGAAUGUCUACGGGAACCCUCACAGCCAUAAUCCCAGCAGUAGAUUGACACAUGACACCAUAGAGAGGGUCAGAUACAGGGUAUUGCAGCAUUUCAAUGCCACCCCUGAGGAGUACUCUGUGAUUUUCACUUCUGGUUGUACAGCCGCACUCAAAUUAGUGGCACAGAGCUUUCCCUGGAGGCCGCAGACUGCGAGCGAAGCGGGGAGUCACUUCUGCUUCCUCAAUGACAGCCAUACCUCUGUAGUUGGCAUAAGAGGGUUUACUUCUGGCCGGGGGGUAGUUACCCUGCCUGUCUCCCCACAGGACGUGGUAGACAGGGCAAAAAACGAGCCCCGGGGUGAAGAUGAUAUUUGCCAGACACCGCACCUUUUCUGCUACCCGGCACAGAGCAACUUCUCUGGGAGGAAGUAUCCCCUUAGCCAUGUGAAAGGCAUCCAGGCAAGAAGCCUCUACCCAGCGUGCGACCACCAAGGCCGCUGGUUUGUGCUCCUCGAUGCCGCCUCUCAUGUCGGCUGUUCCCCUCUAAACCUACAGGAGUGCCCCGCCGACUUCAUUCCCAUCUCCUUCUACAAGAUGUUUGGCUUCCCCACAGGUCUCGGGGCCCUGCUUGUCCGUAAAGACGCAGCAGGCAUACUAACAAAGUCUUAUUUUGGAGGAGGCACAGCAGCAGCGUACCUUUCUGGAGAAGAUUAUUAUGUGCAUUCAGCAAACAUUUCUGACAGAUUUGAAGAUGGAACUGUCUCUUUCUUGGGCAUUGUUGCUCUGAAUCACAGCUUUGAAGCUCUUUACAGGAUCACAGGGGGCAUGCAUAACAUCCAACAGCACACGUUUGGCUUGGCCCGCUACACUUACAUGCUGCUGUCAAGUCUUUGCCAUGGCAACGGGCAACCGGUGGCUUUGAUUUACACCGAAGGCCAGUUUGAAUGUUCGAGCACACAGGGUGCAAUUUUAAACUUUAACCUAAUGGAUUCUCAUGGAUCGAUUAUUGGGUAUUCUAAGGUGGACAGAAUGGCCAGUCUGUACAACAUUCACGUGCGCACAGGCUGCUUCUGCAACACAGGCGCCUGUCAGUCCUUCCUCGGGAUCACAGAUCAGCAGAUGAGGAGAAACCUGCAGGCCGGCCACGUCUGUGGAGACACCAUCGACCUGGUGGACGACCAGCCUACCGGAUCGGUUCGCGUGUCCUUUGGCUACAUGUCAACAUUUGAAGACUGUCAAAAGUUCCUGAACUUUGUUGCUGAGUGCUUUGUGGAGAAACCAGUCACAGUGGACCAAAAGAAACUCGAAAAGCUAAAAACAUUCACAUCGACAUCCCCGGGCUCAAAUGAAGAUCCGCCGACCAAAAUUUCUAAUGGAGAAAUAUAUAAAGGAGAUGAGAAGGAGCCCACAGAACCAUCACUGAAGGGAUUUGGGCACAGAGACUCAGAAAGCCACGGGGAGGCUUAUACUCUCACCAGCAUCUACAUAUAUCCCAUCAAAUCAUGUGGAGCACAUGAGGUGCACGACUGGCCGGUGGGACCACAGGGUUUACUCUACGACAGAGGCUGGAUGGUUGUGAACGCAAACGGCGUGUUUCUGAGUCAGAAGAGAGAAACACGUUUAUGCCUAAUUCACCCACAGGUCCACAUGCCUUCAAACAAAUUGCUCCUGCAGGCUUCAGGAAUGAACACCAUUUCUGUUCCUUUGGAAAACAACACUCCAAAGCAGACAAGCCAUCAGGUGUGCCAGAGCAAAGUUUGUGGUGACAGGGUGGAGACUGUCGACUGUGGGGAUGAGGCUGCUUCGUGGCUUUCAGAUUUUCUUGGACAGCCGUGCCGUCUGAUAAGACAAAGUCCUUAUUUCACCCGAGACAUGAAGAAGAGCCCGAGUGGAGCUGCCACCUCCACAUCCCUCUCCCUGGUGAAUGAAGCUCAGUAUCUCAUGAUCAACCGUGCCAGUGUGGAGCUCAUUGAGAAACAAAUGAGCCGCAGUCGGGACUAUUCUGAGGGCGAUCAGCUCCUUGACACACAGAAUGUCAUUAGCCGCUUCCGAGCCAAUUUAGUCAUCACUGGAGUCGAACCAUUUGAGGAAGAUAAUUGGUCACACUUGAUUAUUGGCAACACUCGAUUCGUGGUGGCAGGGCAGUGCGGAAGGUGCCAGAUGGUGGGAGUAGACCAGGAAACAGGGACCAAAACAAAAGAGCCGCUUAUGUCUCUGUCUGCUUACCGCAGAGGGAAGGUGACUUUUGGUGUGUACCUGACCCAUCAGCUACCCAAGGGCUCCCUCUCUGUUGGCUGCCUCAUACACCCUGAGCCCCUCACUUCGUGAAGAGGCCAGCUGCAUCAACAGCCUCUUUUAUUUAUUUUGGUGACAUCUUUGGUCCUCACCACUCACGACCUAGAUCCCAUGUCAUACACUGUGGGGACUUUCUGCAGAUGGUGCUCUCUCAGUGACAUUUGUUCUCUGGAAUGUCCUUGUCACAGUCAAAUUGUAUUCCCUCCAAGUCUGAUUCGAUGGAGAAUGUAAUGAGAUUUCCCCCCCCCCCCCCCCCACCAUUAUGUUCUUUAAAGCAUGUGUGGUAAAGUAGAUUUGAAGUACUCAUUGCAUGACAAAAUUACAAUUUGGAUAUGUUGCCUUUAUUUUGGGCAAAAACAAGUCAGGCUUGAUGCUUUAAUCACAGUUCAUGUUAACCUCCCAGACAGCUCUUCCACAGUUUUCACCCUAGGAGGUUUAUAUUGCUAUUUAUUCCAAACACAACACCACUCUAGCUGCUGCCAGAAUUCAGAAACAUGUUGCUCGCUUUAACAAAAAACCCUACCAGAAAUCCAGUGCUCGGUACGUACUCCCAAGGGGUGCUGAAUUGGACAUACUAUUUUAUGCCAGGACGUGUAAUAAUUUGAAAAGAGCAGUAAGGUUAGGUUUCAUGGCCAGCAGACAUUUAAUUCUCCGAGUAAUAUGCUUGAAUAUAAAGUGUAUAUGUGCUGUACUGAUCUGUCAAUGUCUGGUAGUAAAACUGGUCCUAUGUUGCUCGCCUAUGUAGGAGUUAAAGAAAAAGGUGGUUCCCGAGUAUCCCAAGGUUUUAUUAAUGCUGAUAGCAAGUUUGCCAAUGUUUGUGUGUGUGUGUGUGUGUGUGUUUUCAAUUGUAUUUGUACAGCGCCAAAUCAUAACAUACAUUAUCUCAAGGCACUUUACAUAAAAGGUCUAGACCUUAAAAUUAAGAUUAAUUUAUUAAUUAAUGAAAUAAUGUUUGAGUGUUUAAGUGUGUGGUGGUCCAUUACUGCUUAUGUUUUGUGGACCAUAAUCUGUUUACAUCAGGGUCCCCAGAAAAAAUGGGAAUCUUUUAUUUUCACUAUAAUUUCAUCCAAGUGACACACUAUUCCUGAAUUUCAUAAACUUCCUGAAAUGAAACCAAAAAUAUAAAAUGGGGAUCAAAGGUCUACUUUGUGUCAGUAAAGGGAUCAGAGCCACAUUAUGGAGACCCCUUAAGUCCCCAUAUUUUAAAUAUUUCAUUGUACAGGGUGAAGACAUAUAGAUUAAGGUUCAUGUGAGGGUUAGGGUUAGGCCUAGUAAUUUAGGUUAAGGUAAAUUAAGGUUAAUCUCCAAGCAAUCAAUGCAAGUCAAUGCAACGUUCUCUAAAGUCAUGACUGUGUUUGUGUGUGUGUGUGUGUGUGUUUGUGUGUGUGGCAAUAUUUAAAGCCCUUACAAAUAAAAGUCGAAUUAAAUUUAGAUGGAUGACAAAUUUUGGAACUGCCCAUGUAAAGUGCCUUGAUAAUGGCGAUGGGCACCGUCCAAAAAAAGUAAUUCCAGAAUAUUUCAGUUUGGUUGAGAUCUGUUGACUUCAUAGGCCAUUGGAAAUGAUUCACCUCAUUUCAACACUGGUCACCUCCUUCAGUGACGCAUUCACUCUGGCUCUGCCUUCAGUAUGUCACUCAUCUCUACCUCCUACUGGUGCACAGUCUGCACAGCUUUAAAUUGAUUUAAUCUGCACUGUUUUGUUUAUUAAAAACAGACAAUGACUUGUGAAAUAAUUGAAUUGAUCAAAGAAUAUUUAAAAUAGUCGUAUAAGUAUGGCACAUACUGUGUAUGACCAUAUAUAAUGUCACAGUGUAAUUUGUAUAUUGAAGAAUGUUUUUUAAUCGAAUUGUAAGAUACUUUUUGUGUCAAGGGACCUUCAUUGCCAUACCAGAACAAAGAAUGUGUCAGAUUUAAUCAUAAACCGUAAAUAAACAUUGAUGACACAUC
Messenger RNA from Platichthys flesus (European flounder), 4766 nucleotides. RefSeq names its product molybdenum cofactor sulfurase (gene mocos). The transcript is spliced from 15 exons. The record is from RefSeq and is a predicted model, not a curated record. Gene Ontology annotation, biological process: Mo-molybdopterin cofactor biosynthetic process. Gene Ontology annotation, molecular function: pyridoxal phosphate binding; molybdenum cofactor sulfurtransferase activity; molybdenum ion binding. Lineage: Eukaryota; Metazoa; Chordata; Actinopteri; Pleuronectiformes; Pleuronectidae. The coding region runs from base 354 to 2852 and encodes 832 amino acids.